Molecule: messenger RNA, 1434 nt
Organism: Miscanthus lutarioriparius
Lineage: Eukaryota; Viridiplantae; Streptophyta; Magnoliopsida; Poales; Poaceae
Source: the annotation of a GenBank genome assembly
AUGCCGCAGCGGCACUCGAAGAACAACAACGACCUUGCCUUCUUCACGUACGAGGAGAAGCGGAAGCUCGGGUACGGCACGCAGCGGGAGCGUCUGGGAAAGGACUCCAUCAAGCCCUUCGACGCCUGCUGCCUCUGCCUCAAGCCGCUCAUGGACCCGCUCUGCUGCCCCAAGGGCCACACCUUCUGUAAGGAGUGCAUCCUCGAAUGCCUCCUCGCCCAGAAGAAGGACAUCAAGCGCAAGCUAGCAGCUCACGAGGCCCAGAAAAAGCAAGAGAAGGAGGAGGAGGAGGAGAAGCUAAUUCUGCAGAAGGCUAAGGAGUUGGAUGCCUUUGACCAGCAGAAUCAUGGGGCUGUUCCCCAGUACCAUGAUCGCAGUGGUUCCCAAGACAAGAAUGGGUUUCAUGGAGCAAACAGUGUGAAGGUCACUUCUUUUGAAGAGGAAGCCCUCCGCAACAUGAAGGCAUUCUGGCUCCCUUCAGCUACUCCUAAAGCUACGGUCAAGGUAGAUGCACCCUCCACCGACACUAUCUGCCCUGAGGGGCAGGAGAAGCUCAAGUUGAAAUCGCUCUUCCCUAUCUCAUUCACGGAGGAAACUGCUGAUCAAAAGAGCAAGAAGGGAGUGGAAAAGAGCUACAUGUGCCCUAGUUGCAAAUCCACUCUCACAAAUACCAUGUCCCUUGUGGUGGUCAGCACCUGUGGCCACGUCUUCUGCAAGAAGUGCUCAGACAAGUUUCUAGUAAAGGAUAAAGCUUGCUUAGAGUGCAGCAAACCAUUCAAGGAGAGGAAUCUGGUUCCAUUGGAGAAAGGAGGAACUGGGUUUGCUGCGCAUGAUGAACGCUUGGAGGCAAGGGAUUUCAAGCAUUUGGGUAGUGAGGUCACGAAAAGGCGAUUAGCUUUGUUUGGUGCUGGAGCAUUAGCCACUGGCCUACUGAAGACAAGCUCUGCAUUUGCUGAAGAAGUACCGAAGAAUUAUAAGUCUUACGUGGAUGCGAAAGAUGGAUACUCAUAUCUUUAUCCAGCUGAAUGGAGGGAUUUCGACUUCUUGGGUCAUGAUUCAGCAUUCAAAGAUAAAAAUUUUGCCCUUCAGUGUGUUCGUGUGGGAUUUAUUCCUACUGAGAAAACAGAUAUCCGCGACCUAGGACCAAUGGAUGAGGCCAUCUUCAAUCUGGUAAACAACGUUUAUGCUGCCCCGAAUCAAAUACCGUCGGUCUAUGACAUGCAAGAGCGUACUGUUGACGGCAAGAACUACUGGACGUUUGAGUACGAUCUGGAGGCUCCGGGCUACGGUGUUUCUGCGUUUGCAACGGUCGCCAUUGGUAACGGUCGAUACUACACGCUGAUCGUGACCGCGAACGAACGCCGGUGGAGCAGACUGCGGAACAGGCUCAAAGUCGUCGCGGACUCAUUCAAGAUCUCGGAUCUGACAGCGUGA